Messenger RNA from Saccharomyces mikatae IFO 1815, 1248 nucleotides. It is a transcript of the gene PCL6, whose product is annotated as Pcl6p. Gene Ontology annotation, cellular component: cyclin-dependent protein kinase holoenzyme complex; nucleus. The transcript has a single exon. NCBI's taxonomy places the organism in Eukaryota, Fungi, Ascomycota, Saccharomycetes, Saccharomycetales, Saccharomycetaceae. The record is from RefSeq and is a predicted model, not a curated record. Gene Ontology annotation, biological process: regulation of cyclin-dependent protein serine/threonine kinase activity. Gene Ontology annotation, molecular function: cyclin-dependent protein serine/threonine kinase regulator activity; protein kinase binding. Bases 1 to 1248 code for a protein of 415 amino acids.
AUGUCUAUCAAAGGCGAUUCUCCUUCAUCGACUAAGGCUAGCAGUAGUCCGAAGUCCACAUAUUCAAUACAGUCGGAUGAUAAAGUAAAUCUCGUAGACAGUGGUAACGUUGAUGUAAGCACGGAUAAUCCACAGCAAGACAACAAUAGACGUGACAUUGUAGUCGUGACAAGAGUAGCUUCUGAUGAGACAUUAGAAUCACAAUCAUCUACAUCUUCUAUGGGAGUUAGACCAGAAUCGUCCCUCAUUUAUGAGGAUGCUUCCAAUCAAUCCAGAGCCGAAGUGAAUAAUCGAGUGCAUGCCCCAAGCAUGAACAGCAUUCACAAAUACCAUCCAGUACGAUUACCCAAGAAAAACGAGGCAAUCAAUUCAUAUGAGAAAGUGCAAGAUGCACGUACAGUUCAAUCAUCUACACAAGAAGAUAAAAUACUUGACGGUGACAGGAGUAAUCCCCAAGCAACCCCGUCUUUGAAUAUCGCAGAAUUCCCUACAGAUAAGCUUCUUAAAAUGUUGACAGCACUAUUAACAAAAAUUAUUAAGUCUAAUGAUAGGACAGCGGCGACAAACCCUAGUUUGACGCAAGAGAUUGAAAAUGGGAGGUGUCUCACCCUAACUGACGAUGAAAAGAAAUAUUUGAGCCCUGUCUUGGGGUUCAGAGGAAAGCACGUACCACAAAUCGGUCUCGACCAGUAUUUUCAGAGGAUUCAAAAGUAUUGCCCCACGACGAAUGAUGUAUUUUUAUCACUCCUUGUAUACUUCGAUAGAAUAUCCAAGAGAUGCAAUGAUGCUACUACGACGCCCACACCUAAUACUGUAAAACACAAGUCAACCUCAGAUGAAAAAUCCCCGAACAGAGCUAAUAGAGGUGUCGACAAGAUGUCCGAGUGUAACAGUAAUGAAAAUAAUGAAAAUAACGAUUCAGGUGACGAAAAUACAGAUGUUCAAAAGGAUUCAAUGCCACAUCCCCAAAUGUUUGUGAUGGAUUCACAUAACAUUCACAGGUUGAUCAUAGCAGGUAUUACAGUAAGUACGAAGUUUUUAAGUGAUUUCUUCUACAGCAAUUCUAGAUACUCUAGAGUAGGAGGAAUAUCGUUACAAGAACUCAACCAUUUAGAAUUACAGUUCCUGGUUUUGUGCGAUUUUGAACUACUGAUAUCAGUCAAUGAAUUGCAGAGAUAUGCAGACUUACUAUACAGGUUCUGGAACAAUGCAACAGCACAAUCACAAGCUCUAGUAACGAGUGUGUAG